Molecule: messenger RNA, 1599 nt
Organism: Talaromyces marneffei
Lineage: Eukaryota; Fungi; Ascomycota; Eurotiomycetes; Eurotiales; Trichocomaceae
Exons: 4
Coding region: 1-1599 (532 amino acids)
Biological process (GO): transmembrane transport
Cellular component (GO): membrane
Molecular function (GO): transmembrane transporter activity
Source: RefSeq, a predicted model, not a curated record
AUGUCUGCGGAAAAGGCAUCAGAUAAUAGUUUAACAAUGGAUUCAACAGAGCCCAAGUCCGACUCUUCGCCUUCAUCUGCCCAAUUGGCGGACGAGGAUUCUGCUAUUCGUCACUUUUAUGGAAGUGCGAUAUCCCAAUCCUACCAUCUCAAGUCGGAGUUGGUUGCAGAGCAUUUGGCCAAGAUUGGAAUGGGAAAAUUCCAAUACCUCCUUUUUAUUGUCACCGGCUUUGGCUGGAUAGUGGACAACUUCUGGUCCCAAGGCAUCUCCGCCGUCCGACCCCCCGUUGCAAAUGAAUUCACCAAAAUCUCGCGCCUCAGUUUCAGUUCAGUCGCUUACUACGUUGGUCUAAUCAUUGGUGCAACCUUUUGGGGCACAACAGCCGAUAUCAUCGGACGCAAACCCGCUUUUAACACAACCAUCUUCCUCGGCGGUAUCUUUGCAUGUGCCGUAGCCGGAUCUCAAAAUUUCGUGACGUUUUGCGCUCUGUGGGCGGUGAUUGGUACCGCUGCUGGUGGUAAUGUGCCCGUUGACAGUAUCAUUUUUCUCGAGUUCAUUCCGAAGGAUUAUCAAUGGCUGCUUGUAGGGUUGUCUGCAUGGUGGAAUCUGGGGCAGUUGAUUGUGUCGCUUCUGGCUUGGGUGUUUUUGGCCAAUUAUGCGUGUGACGGUGAUGAGGCUCCUUGUCCAAGGUUGGAUAACAUGGGAUGGAGAUACAUCAUGAUCACCCUCGGCACAAUGGCUAUUGCCUUUGGCCUGAUCCGGAUAUUCAUCUUCAAAAUCCCCGAAUCCCCUCGCUAUUUACUCUCCAAAGGCCGAGACGCAGAAGCCGUCGAAGCAGUCAACUAUAUUGCUCGUUACAAUGGAAUGCCCGAAACCUUGACCCUCGCAAUGCUAGAAGAUAUUGAUCGACAAGUCAACGCCAAAACCUCUCCAAUAGAAACGAAACAAUCCUUAACAGACAUUCUAAAAGAAAGCUUCAGUGACUUUACCGCCGACAAAUACCGUAAACUCUUCAAGGGACAUACCAUGUCACAACACAGCAUUGUCAUAUUCCUAAUUUGGCUGACCGUCGGGAUCGGAUACCCCUUAUACUUUGCGUUUAUCACUUCAUACCUCGAGACGAAGUCAUCUUAUCAGACCGAUUCGUCGCUCAGUUAUACCUAUAAGAUUUAUUGCAUUGUCUCGGCUGUGGGAAUUAUUGGUCCCAUCGCCGCUGCAUUCCUGGUUGAGUCUCGUCUCGGUAGGCGAUGGAUGAUGGGUUUGUCUGCUGUAUUGACGGGUGUUUUCCUCUUUGCGUAUACAGCAGCCAAAACCCAGGAAGCUGAUGUUGGCUUUCAGUGCGCAACCGGAAUUUUGGGUAAUUUCGAAUAUGCGGUCAUGUUUGCCUUCACUCCAGAAUCAUUCCCCGGCCCUGUACGUGGAACUGGAACAGGGGUAGCUGCGACUCUGCAGCGUACAGGUGGCUUAGUGGCAUCGCUUAUUUCGACUUAUGGCGGUUACACUGUGACGCCUAUCUAUGUCAGUGCUGCUUUGUGGAUAGUCGUUGGAGUAUUGUGUUUCGGGUUGCCGUAUGAGACCCAUGGUCAUGUUUCUAUCUAA